UGUAGUUUAUGUUUUAAAUUUAGUCGUUAAAAAUAAAUGAAUAGUAGGUUAUAUAUACGAAUUGAAAUGGGUAAAAUAUGAAAGAUUAACGCGAAUGUUGCAUCAGGAUUGAUAGGAAAUUUUCUUCCCAUUUCAUCGUUUCAAAUUUCUUGUAACAAUGUAGAAACAGAGACUGUAACUUGCUGUAUUAUUUAUUUAAAGAUCUUAUUUACAAGAUGAACACGUCAAGAACAGCUGCUGUGCGUGAGAGAGAUCAGAAGACUAUAUUAACAGACGACAUGCGUCGACAGAAGAAAACUUCAGCUUUGCUUUCGGAUAUACUUGAUACACACGGUCUCAAUACAUUUGUCUCUGAUAUCAAAAGAAAACACAUACGUUUGGAAGAAUUCACUCAGACUUUCCUAACUGGAACAAGGAAUAUGGCUAGUGAUGGUUGUGCCGAAGGAACCGAAGUUAAAGGGAGUGAUUCCGAUGUCAUGGGUAUUAUACAAUGCGUUUCAGUCGUGGAACCACACGAACAUGAUGUAUCAGAUGUACCGAUUGAAUUAGUUAUGGUAAAGGAUGGAUGUGACCCAGGCUAUGUGAAACUGGAAGUUAGAAAAUAUGAUUUUGCGUCGGGUUUCUCGUCGGAAGAGUCAAUAUUCCUAUUUUUCUUCAGAAUAAUCAUAUCAAAAUGUGGAAGUAAACAGUAUUUUUCGAGUGAAAAAUUUCAGAAAAAUAUCAAAGUGUAUGGGUAUACUAUGCCAGAUAAUUUCACAGACUUAGGGAUAACAGUAUGUGGCCCGGCACACAAAAAUAAGACGUUGCUAGGUGAAGUUGAUUACGUUAGGGCAUUCGAAUGUCGCAGCUGGCCUAAACCUGCACGCGAUUGGCUUACUCGUCCAAGAACGUACCAGUGGCCUAGUGCAGAACUUUUGAAGAAGCUUCCAGAUAAAUGUCAAUGCUAUGUUGUUCCCACUGGUGACGAAUCCUCAACGGACGCAGACAUUCAAUGGAGAGUUUCGUUUGUCUCGAUCGAACGUGAGCUUGUCUGGCAUAUGAAUGACACGCAAUUAAAAUGUUUUAUAAUCUUGAAGAUUUUGUUGAAAAGUAUCGAACAAAAUUUGCCAGAAAAUACACUGAAAACAUACCAUUUGAAAAACGUCAUGUUUUGGUUGUUAGAAGAGAUUCCAGCUGAGAAGUGGAAUAAAAACACGCUAAUGUCAAGGGUGCAUGACUCUUUACAAAAACUGAUACACUAUGUAAGAGAACGAGCUCUGCCGCAGUAUCUAUUGCCAGAAAAUAACUUGUUUAAAAAUAGGUUAUUGUCUGUUCAUGAUAUUCGAAAUACAAUAAGUUGCCUGCAAAAUGUGUCCGAAAAUGUUUUACCAAGGGUGCGAGCGGGAUUACAGUAUAGGAAUUUGCCAUUUGAAGUUGCAAUGGACAAAAAGUCCUGGUACAAUGGUUUCCAAGUCCGUGCCAACAAUGAUCUCGGCAAUUUUAUCAUAUACAUCAGUUCGGGCGUAAGCUCAUCUAGGAUCCGAGAAUACAGUGAUGUAUUCAUCCAUCAGUUUCCUGAUGAAGCUAAACAGUUUUUGCCAAGUAUAAAUUUGGCAAUCGCAAGAGCUAUGUUCAUCGAACAACUGCACUCCAAUAGGGAUGAAAAAGUAUCUAGACGUAAAAUCGAUAAGUAUCUGCACAAAGCAUCAGUAGUCGAUUCUUUAAGAAGUUGUUUAUACAGAGCACUUUUUGAUUUCAAUGGAGGGAAGUAUAGAGAGAUUAGGAAACAAAUAGAAGGGAAUGUCAUGGGUGUAAUAAAGCAAAGGAAUCAAAACAUGCAAGACAUCUAUCUCACGUAUAUAGAUAAUAACUAUGUACCAAAUGUAAUAAUUUUAGAGCAAGUCCUAAAAGGUGAGAAAUGUCCUAUGAGAAUUAAUCAAUAUGUAUUGUCAUAUCUUCUUAUUUUUCUCUCUGAACAUAUUCUCGGGCAUACGAAAGGAUGUGUCAACGCUAUCGACAUACUAUCACAGGCCAUUGACUGCGCUAAAAGGCACAAGUAUUACUUCGUUUAUUUGAAUUUUCUAGGGUACUGCUAUGCAUUACUUGGACACAAAGAUUCAGCCUUCAAAACGUUUUGCAAGUCAUUACAAACAUUUCCUUCGGUAACAAAUGCAGCAGUGUAUCAUAUGGCAUUUAUGGUGAAUGGAACAGUCUUAGUUUGUUGUAAUAAAUGAAUUCAUGCAUGACAGUCAUUUAUUCAUGCAGAUAUCAAGCGAUUGUAAAAAGUAUACUUGUACUUGUUAUCAGUGUUUUGAUAUGUUUGGUCCUUUAGAUCAAACCAUGCCUGCUAUUAUAUUGCUUGUUUGUGUUUUAUGCUUCCAAAGGAUUUUAUUCACAUAUUUGUGUUACUCAAACUCCAUUUAACAGUUUCCGCUGCUUUUAUUUUUAAAAGGAAUCACAGAACUUGGAAGAAUCUAUUCUACAAUGUGCAUUAAAACGAAAGUAUUUUAACAAAUCUUUUAUAUCAGCUGAAAAGUUGUUGUUUUUUUCUUCUAAAAAUGGUAUGUAUGCAACAAGGAUUCAAGAGCAUAACAACAAAUGUAUAUAACUAAUUUAACGAUAUCAAGAUUUUGACAUGGCUACGUAGAUAAAUGUCGAUCGAGGAUUUUAGUAUGGUUUUCGUGUGAACAUAAAUGGAUCUUCUUACAGAUUUUAUUUCGUGAUUUAUAUAAUGUUUUAUAUUUGGACCAGGAUCCUUGAAUACUUUUUGGAAAACAAAUUUGAUAAAAAUGUUAUGGUAUUUGAUAACAUUAAAUUCAUAUGUUCUGGUGGC
Molecule: messenger RNA, 2812 nt
Organism: Mercenaria mercenaria
Lineage: Eukaryota; Metazoa; Mollusca; Bivalvia; Venerida; Veneridae
Exons: 1
Coding region: 216-2213 (665 amino acids)
Molecular function (GO): protein binding
Source: RefSeq, a predicted model, not a curated record